UUUUUCAUGCCCUGCAUUGACUAUAAAUACUGUCAGCUUUGCCUUCAAACCACUUACUGAGCAGGCUUAUAUUCUAGGUUCUACCAUGUCAGGAAGAGGCAAGCAGGGUGGCAAGGCUCGCGCCAAGGCCAAGACCCGCUCCUCCCGGGCCGGCCUGCAGUUCCCCGUGGGCCGCGUGCACCGGCUGCUCCGCAAAGGCAACUACUCGGAGCGCGUGGGCGCCGGCGCCCCGGUGUACCUGGCAGCCGUGCUAGAGUACCUGACGGCCGAGAUCCUGGAGCUGGCGGGCAACGCGGCCCGCGACAACAAGAAGACGCGCAUUAUCCCGCGCCACCUGCAGCUGGCCAUCCGCAACGACGAGGAGCUCAACAAGCUGCUGGGCCGCGUGACCAUCGCGCAGGGCGGCGUCCUGCCCAACAUCCAGGCCGUGCUGCUGCCCAAGAAGACCGAGACCCACCACAAGGCCAAGGGGAAGUGAGGCCCUUGAUAGAAAGCAACCCUUUCCAACCACCAAAGGCUCUUUUCAGAGCCACCUA
Messenger RNA from Mus musculus (house mouse), 536 nucleotides. RefSeq names its product H2A clustered histone 15 (gene H2ac15). The transcript has a single exon. The record is from RefSeq and is marked reviewed. Bases 86 to 478 code for a protein of 130 amino acids. Gene Ontology annotation, molecular function: DNA binding; structural constituent of chromatin; protein heterodimerization activity. Gene Ontology annotation, cellular component: nucleus; chromosome; nucleosome. Lineage: Eukaryota; Metazoa; Chordata; Mammalia; Rodentia; Muridae.